AUGGAGCAAACCGAAGAAGCUAGUUUGGAAGAGCGCUUGAAAUCCGCUUUGUGGUUGUCGAUUGGCAAGAUCGUGGAUGAAGAGACCAUCAGGCUAGGCGUCAAUGCGACACCACAGUUCAUUGGCGCAUUGACAGAGAUGGUGUGGGCUCAGAUCGAAACGGUCAGCCAAGAUCUAGAAUCCUUUGCAAAACACGCAGGGCGAUCUACUGUCAACGUGUCCGAUGUCAUGCUGCUCGCUCGUCGCAACGAGGGGCUGGAUUCGAUCCUCAAAGCAUUCGUGGAGCAAGAGAAAGAGAAGCAGCGCCAGGAAGAUUCCUGA
This is a messenger RNA of Penicillium soppii, 321 nucleotides long. Its product is annotated as CENP-S family protein. Bases 1 to 321 code for a protein of 106 amino acids. Gene Ontology annotation, molecular function: protein heterodimerization activity; chromatin binding. The transcript is spliced from 4 exons. The record is from RefSeq and is a predicted model, not a curated record. Lineage: Eukaryota; Fungi; Ascomycota; Eurotiomycetes; Eurotiales; Aspergillaceae. Gene Ontology annotation, biological process: resolution of meiotic recombination intermediates; replication fork processing. Gene Ontology annotation, cellular component: Fanconi anaemia nuclear complex; FANCM-MHF complex.